Molecule: messenger RNA, 2202 nt
Organism: Ochlerotatus camptorhynchus
Lineage: Eukaryota; Metazoa; Arthropoda; Insecta; Diptera; Culicidae
Exons: 3
Coding region: 1-2202 (733 amino acids)
Biological process (GO): DNA integration
Molecular function (GO): nucleic acid binding
Source: RefSeq, a predicted model, not a curated record
AUGCGUCUCGGUGGUGAUGGUGGUGGUCCAGAAGCACAAAAGUGGAAAGAGUUCCACACUACCAUCGACCUGCUUCGUGAAGUUCGAGUUCCUCGAUUUGCUUCCAUCAUUGGUGCUGUCAGCAUCGAGCUUCAUUUCUUCGCUGAUGCGUCAAGCAAGGCCUACGGAACGUGUCGCUAUGUUCGUGCCCAAUCUAUCCAAGAAGUAUCCGUGAAACUGCUGGUCUCCAAGUCCAAGGUUUCGCCCCAUGCAGCACGCCAUACGAUAGCCCGACUGGAGUUAUGCGCAGCUCAUCUUUCCACGCAGCUGUACAAGAAAGUCGCUUCGUCCUUGCAAACGGUUCCACCUGCUUUCUUCUGGUCGGACUCGACCACCGUGAUACAGUGGCUCCGAUCAUCACCUGGACGUUGGAAAACGUUUGUAGCCAACCGUGUGAGCCAAAUCCAAGCUGCUACUCCAGUCGAUAAGUGGAAUCACGUAGCUGGUUCCGACAAUCCCGCUGACGACAUCUCCAGAGGAUUGGAUCCAACCGAACUUCUCCACAAGGCAAGGUGGUGGAAUGGUCCAUCCUGGUUAAAGGUUCCACCUGAGCUUUGGCCUGCAGGAGCGCUUCCUACGAAAGAAACAGCAGAAGUAUCCCAAGAAUGCCGCAAGAUUCCCAUCGUAGCGAUGACAGCCAUCCAAAGCACAUUCCACGAAGAUUUGUUCUCCAAAUACUCCAGCUUUUCCAAGCUUCGAAGUACGGUCGCAUGGUGGUUGCGAUUUCUGUCAACUGAGUCAUGCCAGCCACUCAACUCCGACGAACUCCACUCGGCUGACCGAGUCCUUUGUCGACUAGCGCAGCUGGAUAACUUCCAAGAAGAGCGGAACGAUCUUGUCACUCGUACAAACGUAACAAAAUCGAGUUCGUUGAAGUGGUUGAAGCCCUACGUUGAUGAAUUCGGAUUGAUCCGCGUUGGAGGACGCCUCGACAAUGCCGAACUACCUGAGUCUACCAAGCACCCUAUCAUCCUAAGCGCCAAACAUCCGUUAGCCAGCAUGCUCGCUGUGCACUGUCACAAAACCUUGCUUCACGCUGGCCCGCAAUUGAUGUUGGCUACCCUCCGCCAGAAAUUUUGGAUUAUGGGCGGACGAAACCUCGUCAGACGCACGUACCAUCAAUGCAUCACUUGCUUCCGUAGCAAGCCGAAAUUGAUUCAGCAAACUGUAGCAGAUCUACCAGCAUCCCGUGUCACUCCGACGCGUCCUUUUUCCGUCUGUGGCGUAGACUACUGUGGGCCAUUCUAUGUCAAGUCGGCAGUCCGGAAGCGGGGUCCAACGAAGGUGUAUGUGGCAAUUUUCAUCUGCUUUUCCACACGAUCCGUCCACAUUGAGCUUGUGAGCGAUCUUACGUCUGCCGCAUUCGUCGCCACACUGCGUCGCUUAAUAGCUCGAAGGGGGAAGAUUACCGAGCUGCACUCCGAUAACGCCACGACCUUCAAAGGAGCUUCACACGCCUUGCAUCGAGUGUACCAAAUGCUGAAGCAGGACGCCACUGACCGAAAUCAUAUCUUUUCCUGGUGCGCAAACCACGAGAUCCGGUGGAAGUUCAUUCCGCCACGUGCACCUCAUUUUGGAGGCAUCUGGGAGGCUGCGGUGAAGUCCGCGAAGACCCACCUCCUCAAGGAAAUUGGCAAUACGAAUCUUGCCUACGAGGACAUGCUCACCUUACUAGCGCAGGUUGAGAUGUGCCUCAAUUCGCGACCAUUAACGCCCCUGUCCUCAGAACCAUCGGACCUGGAAGCCCUGACACCCGGUCACUUCCUGGUAGGUUCCAACCUCCAAUCCGUUCCCGAAGCAACAUUGGUCAACAUUCCCGAAAACCGGCUCAACCAUUGGGAACAAACUCAGCGCCACCUCCAACGAAUCUGGACACGUUGGUACCCGGAAUACCUCCAGCAGCUGCAAUCCAGGGCUGUUCAAGGCUGCAAAUCACCUAGCAAAAUCGAGAUCGGACGGCUUGCCGUGAUCAAGGACGAUUGCCUACCACCCGCUCAAUGGCCCCUCGGCAAAAUUGUGAAGGUCCAUCCUGGGAAAGACGGGAUCGUUAGAGUGGUCACGCUGAAGACUGCCUCCUCGGACAACGUCGUGCGACCCGUCGCGCGGAUUGCUUUGCUACCAAUACCCAACAAUCAGUCCGAUGCAGCAGUCGGAGACCAUUAG